This is a messenger RNA of Acanthopagrus latus (yellowfin seabream), 929 nucleotides long. RefSeq names its product coiled-coil domain containing 169 (gene ccdc169). The transcript is spliced from 9 exons. The coding region runs from base 79 to 861 and encodes 260 amino acids. The record is from RefSeq and is a predicted model, not a curated record. Lineage: Eukaryota; Metazoa; Chordata; Actinopteri; Spariformes; Sparidae.
CUAGGAACCCGGAAGUAGGCAACGGGUAUCCAUGGAAACGCCGACGGACAAACUUUGCGUUGAGUUUCUGCAGAAAACAUGUCUGCGGGUAGCGACUACAGCAAGUACGACCUGGCGCGACUGCAGGCAGAACUCGAGCAGGAGAGAGAAAUGGGAGAAAUGCUUGAGGAGUCGGUGUCUGACCUGCGGAGUACCAUGUGUGAGCUGCAGGAAAGACUGCACAGCGUUGAUGGGGAAGAAAAUGAGUGGAAGACGAGGUAUGAGACACAGAUCGAGCUAAAUGGACAGUUGGAGAGACAGAUGUCGCUCAUUCACGAGAGACUGGAGGACCUAAGAGGAAACCCCAUGGAUCGGUUGGCGUCCAUCCGGUCUUACGAUGACAUGCCAGUUCAGAGAGAGCCAGAGAGACGCAGAGUGGACACACUGAAACAGCGCCUGAAGCUCCUGACCGAGGAGAAGUCCGACCUGCAGAGUCAGCUGAUGGACUGCCAUCUCGGGAUCGAACAGGAGGGAAAGGCGUUUCAUAAAACCAACGAUGAGAGGCGGGCGUACCUUUCAGAAAUUGCAAAGCUUUCCUCCACCCUUGAAGGCCAAAGAAGACAGUACUCCACCCAGCCACAGAGGGCACCAGAGAGCAAGCAGAGGAGAGGGAAGCAGGCCAGCAGGAAGUCAGAGGCUGACUCGAAGAAAGGCAAAGAGAGAGAGGACGAUGGAGGAGAUGGAGGAGGAGGAGGAGGGGUGCGUGUGAAAGGAGGAGGAGGUGGUGGUGUUGGAGCAACAGCUGAGCGAAGAGAAGAGAAGAAAUCCCAAAGGGGAAGCAGGUUACCCACCCUGAAGCACUACCUAAAGCACAAUCCCUAACCUCAACCUGGUGUCACAGCCUAUUUGUUUGUUUUUUUUAUAAAGAUGUUACUCCAUUGUACUUUCUA